Anopheles stephensi (Asian malaria mosquito) is the source of this 3436-nucleotide messenger RNA. RefSeq names its product protein FAM161A. The record is from RefSeq and is a predicted model, not a curated record. The transcript has 3 exons. Gene Ontology annotation, biological process: cilium organization. The coding region runs from base 824 to 3223 and encodes 799 amino acids. Gene Ontology annotation, cellular component: cilium. NCBI's taxonomy places the organism in Eukaryota, Metazoa, Arthropoda, Insecta, Diptera, Culicidae.
GCUAGAUUUCUAACACGAGGCAAUAAUUUAUGACCCAUUCCAGCCCGUCAUACGGUAAAGCUUCCUGAUGUUGCGCUUGCUACUAGUGGGUGAGAAGUUCCAGCUGCACACCGUGCCGCACAAAGAACCUCCUACAGGCUAAUUUUGUAUCCUAACAAAGACGCUUCCGUCUCGAAGGUGAUAACAUAUAAAAUAACGAUGACGUCGCUGAUUUGCGUUGAUUUUCUGCUAAACUCGUACAAAUCACAUCAGCCGACCGAAAGCUUCCCGCUACCCAGAGGGUAAGAUGCCGAAUGUUGGAAAAUCCACUCGGAAACACUUUUUGCGCAACCCAAUCGUUGUUCGGCUUCGGCAGUCCGACCGCAAUCGAAACACCCUACACCGAGAAUGGUCGUAGAGUUUCGGUUACCAUAGUGCACCAGAAACACACAACAAACAACGGCGCUAUUUUGUGCCAGCAAGAGUUUGUGAAAAUUCCAUUAUCAGUUAGUAACGAAUGUUUCAUGGUGCCGACCACCGACCAAAGUUAGAAACGGAUCGGGAAUAAAUUGCAGCGCUAGGCAUCUUCCAAGGAUACUUCUGCACGAGACUGCUCUGUAACAGCUACGAGCCGAGGGAAAAAGGUUCGCCAGAUAGUUUCAGGUCAUCCUGCUUUACCUUCAAACGUGAAAAACGAUGUCAUCCGAUACGAUGUACGGCAUGGAAAGCUUGCACUGAAUGUACCGCUCUGUUCGUGAAUGGCGAACUUCGAAUCCUCCGGGUUGUUCUAGAUUUGCCGUGCCGAGCGCGUCGUCAUCCACACCCCGCUGCAAACCCGUCAGCCAUGUCCGGGCAGCACGGUCGUUCAGUGUUUGUCAAUUCCUGCAUCAAAAAACCGCUCAGCCCAUCCAGCAAGCGUCCCAACCCAUCGUUUCUUGUACCGCAGUGCAGCUUAGACCGUGGCUUGCAGGAUCCCCGUGCACAGCAAGCCAUGAGUACGAUCACGCGCAAAAAGGCGUCGAUCAAGUGUCCGCUGGCACGCAAUGGACAGUACCGGCGCUCCAAGUGUUGCUCCUUGACACACCAGCUGCGCAAGGAAACGGACAGCUUUCAAACGAUGGUACAGUUCUACGACAGCAUUCCGGACUACAACGAGCUGCUGCACUUGCCACGGGAAGAGUUUUACUGUCGGCUAAACACGCUCAAGAAGAAGCAGAAGGAACUGAAGUCCACCUGUUUCCUGGGUGAGCAUGAUAAAACGAUGUGUCCACUGUCGCCCGAACCUGGCGCCUAUUCUAGACGGCACGAAGCUCGAGAGUCAAACAAACACAGCUAUCAGAAUGCCAGCGAAAGUAGUCACCCCAAUGGUGGUGAUGGUGUGCAAGAAACCGAACGUAGCGAUCAAGCGACGGAGGACGGAGAUUCGUUGCACUCCUGGAGUAAAUCUCCGCCAACCGUGGUGGACGCAACGCACGAUUGCGUUCCCAGCAAAUCCAUCGACACAGCACGGAAAGGGUCUGCCAAAUCGGUACGGAUCGAAAGCACCAAGGAAAAUGGGGUGCAAGAAGAGCUCGGUCAGAGUAGCCAAAAGUAUCGAUCGGGCACACCGUACGUUUCCGAUCCGGACGAAAGCACCACGACCACAAAACACGCAUCAUCUUCAUGUGCGACGCCAGCCAAUUCGGACUUUGUAGAGCGCUAUGAUCGGUACGUGAAGCGUAGCCUGCGCUGUAAAUCGGCCAGCCCGAUACGUAACCUUGCCAAUGUCACCAUUCCGCAGCCUUACAAGAUGACGCAGCGGGAGGAGGAACAGCGCACCCUGCAAGAGCUGCUGCUGGCAAGCAAAAGUGCAUUUCCCUCCAAGGAAGCGUUGGCAGAGUCAACACCCAAACAAUCGACGCAGUUUCGAGCCAACCCCGUUCCAAUAACUUCCCGAAUACCGCUCUUUAAUACCAUUAUGGCAGAUCAGGAAAAUCGGAGCCGAUUAGCUAAGCUAAACUCCGAGAUCGAGCUACAAGCCCAGAUCAAACCGUUCCAUUUCUCCGAGCGGCUUAAUCGAGGCCACAGUCGCUGCCUGAGCCGAAGCUUGUCCUCACCAGCAUUGCUCAGCACGGGCUACGAGUCGGGAGCGGACGGUUUACGGAACAAAUCUCGUACCUUCAAAGCAAAACCAUGCCCCAAGAAAUUGUUCAGCAGCUACUUUCACACCAAAGCCUGGGAGGACGAAUACUUUCGGCAUCUGAACAAACGGUUGCGGGCAGAGGAAAUGUUGAAGCAAGCGGCACUGCCACCAUCGAUGGCCCGACGUGAGCGAAACGAGCGCAAGAAAUCCCCCGCCCGACACUCGACGGAAGAUACGGGCAAGGAACGGCCAGGCUCGAACGGUGGCAAAAUGUCGAAGCGUAAGCGUAAACCACGCAAAUCCUUGAAGCGCAGGAAGAGUGUGGAGCAAAAGUGUGCCGAAUAUUUUACAUCCGUAAACGAUCCGACCAGGCUUCCUUAUCCGACCAGCAACUCCAGUUGCAGUAACAGUACGGACAACAAUCGAGGAUCCGGAGAUACACCGGCACCGAUCUAUCCGGUCAACCGACCGAACCUGGCAGCCACACUUCGUACGGAAUGGUGUCGCAAGAAGCUGCGAGACAUGGAGCUCGACGAAACUGUGACGGAAAAGAAGAAAACUCCGCGUUUCCGAUGGGGCGUUAAAAAAUCGCAAGCUUUCCAAAAUUUAAAUCUCGAUCAUACCCAUGAAGAGGAGCUCAACCUUCGUCUCGCAACGAGACGCGCGGAACAGCGACUACGGCAGGAAGAGCAUGCGAUCAACAUGGAGCUCAUGAGACAGCGAGUAAAGGCGGCCCCGCUACUACUGGAAGGUCCUCCCCAGUGGGGUCCACGGCUCGGCCACGUGGCUCAUCGUUGCUCCAGCUUAAAUCGCGAAUCCGAGGCAGCUCUCUUCCGCAAACCGGAUAAAGUGAGCAAAACGAUUGCUCAGAAGGUAACAGCCGGUGGCAAUGCUGGAACUGGGCACCCGGGGAACAAAAAAUGUGACUCCCCUGCGACAACGUCCACCGCCAGCACUGGCAGUAACGAUCGGAUGACGAACCAGGAACAUCGGCACCGAACGGUAGAAAAGCGACGCAAUGCCGGUAACGGGAGUAAGCUCAGUACCUACUCCUUUGAUUCUGCUGGCAAGCUAAGCUAUAAAGCGUGUGACAGCGAGCUGUUGAGUCUGUCAGAUGUGUAAAACGAUGGGGUAGAUUUAAGGAUUCCAAUACACAAUCAGAGGUAGUGUUUCGAUGGUAACGAUCAUCUCUUGUGAGCAGGCUUUAUUUCGUACAUUUAAGCGAUUCCGGCCCCUUUAACAGUUGUGUGCGAUUUCCCAUCGUUUUCUUAGCACUAGAGGUACACUAUUAUUGUUUUUUGUAAACAAUUACAAAUAAACAUAUGCAAAAUUACA